This is a messenger RNA of Frankliniella occidentalis (western flower thrips), 2092 nucleotides long. RefSeq lists its product as uncharacterized. NCBI's taxonomy places the organism in Eukaryota, Metazoa, Arthropoda, Insecta, Thysanoptera, Thripidae. The transcript is spliced from 5 exons. The coding region runs from base 1 to 1290 and encodes 429 amino acids. The record is from RefSeq and is a predicted model, not a curated record.
AUGAAGCCAGAAGCCUCCCGCAUCACGACGGAGUCCUACAAAAGUAGGACGAACGGAUCGCUGCGGUGGUGCGGCGGCCGAUGGCGCAAAUCUUAUACCUCACUACUCGCCGUGCUUGCAGACGUGCCCGAGAGCCUCCGCGACAUCGUCAAGGGCGUGGACUUCCCCGGGGACAGCGGCGUGGCGCCCGACGUGCCGCCGCCCUGGCUGGACCGGGCCAAGUUCGAGCGCGGCCAGGCGUUCGCGAGGAAGAACUUCUUCAGCCUGGCCUACGCCGAGGUGCUGUCGCUCAUCAUCAACUUCCUCUUCCCCGGCGAGCUGCAGCCGCUCAUCUUCACGCAGCGCUCCUCCACCGUGUACACCUCGUACAGGCGCUACCUCGACACGGUGAACCGCGUCAAGACGUGGUACGAGGCGGACCCGUGGAAGGUGGGCUCCGUGGCGUACCAGAACAUGGCGACGGUGCGGGGCUACCACCUGGACGCGUCGCGGAGGCUCACCCAGCUGGCGGAGACGGACCCGGACACGCUCCGGCUCAACACCACCUUCGGGCUGCACAGCGACCCGCCGCGCGUCUGGAGCGGGCCGAUGGUGGAGAGGCUGUGUGAGGACGCCAGGGCCGCGACGUGCCCGAGCGACUACGUCGACGCCGUCCUCAAGGACCGCGACGUCACCACGCGCGUGCACCUGAACCAGUUCGACAUGUCGCUGACGCAGUUCGCCUUCUCCGGACUCCUCGUCACGUUCCCGGAGCGGUUCGGGCUGCACGGCAACCUGGAGCGCGAGCUGGACGCCUUCUGCCACGUGUGGGCCGCCCUGGGCUACACGCUCGGCAUCGAGGACAAGUACAACUUCAACCUGGGCGGGCUGGCGGUGACGCGGCAGCGCACCCGCGACGUCCUCGAGUACCUGGUGCGGCCCCGCCUGCGCACCGUGAAUCGCGACUGGGAGCACAUGCUGCGCGUGCUGUUCGAGGGCCUGGGGCUGUACGUGCCCGGCACCUCGUUCGACGCGAGCAUGCUGUUCCUGAUGGAGACGAUGGGCGUGCCGGCGCCGCGGCUCAGCGCGCAGCUCAGCCGCAACUCGCGCCUCAUCACCAGCACCAUGGCCUUCUUCAUGGAGGGCGUGAUGCGCGUGCCGAGCGUGCGCACCUGGGCCAACCAGGAGCUGGCCAACAACCUCAGGCGCACCAACUCCAACAGCGUCUCGUCCCGCUACACGGACGGCAUCAGGCGGCGGUCCUACCGCUACGAGUUCCUGCCCUUCCCCGGCCGCUACCAGUGCUCCUGAGCGAGCUCCUAUGAUGGGGCGGCGGCGGCAACCACUCGCCAGUUUGAAAGCGAGAACUUAGGGCCAGACAUGAUCUCGAUAAGACACUUCCCCGUGCCAAGACCCCUGGCCUCUCCUUUCAUUCAUUGGUGAAGUGCGUUCUUUCUUCAGACUUUUUUAGUCAUGUAAACCACCGAGGACAGUAUUCGAUGGCGUUCGGGUUCGGGUUCUUCUUCCAUGCCACAAGACUGGACCGGACAGUUGCCGUGCUCCUGCGCCAUCUUCGACGUAUCCCUUUCCUUGUUCCUUCUCAAUCUCUAUCUCCCUUCCGUCCGAGUGAAGCGGCGGCCGACCGGACAAAUAACGCCCGGCGGCGUCGCUGGGAGAGAGGAAGAGAGCGAGAGGGAGGGAGUGAGAUAGGGAGAUAGGGGGAGGAGGGACGGGAAGGGGCGGAGGGGUAGUGGCAUGAAAAUAAGCACUCUACGCGUUGCGCGUUGCCGCAGGACGCGGCUAAAGAGUACCUAUGUGGACGUGGCGCGCCUCAGCCGCCGUUCGUCUUCCGAGCCAUGAUGAACCGUUGCAAAACGAACAGCAGCAGCGGCAGCAAGAUCAUCAUGUCCUCUUGAAUAUUGUGAUAAGGGAAACGAUUGUUAAGAUCACCAACUUAAAAAAAGGCGUCUCAACUAGAGGCUGAUCAAGAAAACGUGUGGUCUUUAACAAAUUGUGAUAAUUUUCUGAGUCCUGCCAUUUUUGUAUCUUUUGUAAUUUUUUGUUUUUAAUUGUCUAAGUUUUGUGUGUACAGUAAAUUAAAGUUAAAAGCGGA